GUCUCCGGACUCCACAAAAAAAAAAAAAAAAAAAAAAAAAAAAAAAAAAAAAAAAGUAGAAACUCCGUUUAACCUCCGAGACAGCCAUGCCGCCGAAGAUGGACCCGAGCCAGAUCGUGGACGUCUACGUCCGCGUGACCGGCGGAGAAGUCGGAGCAGCGAGUUCCCUCGCUCCCAAGAUCGGUCCCCUCGGUCUCGCUCCAAAAAAGAUCGGAGAAGACAUCGCCAAGGAGACGGCCAAGGAGUGGAAGGGGCUCCGCGUCACGGUGAAGCUGACGGUGCAGAAUCGCCAGGCGAAAGUGACGGUGGUGCCUUCGGCGGCGGCGCUUGUGAUCAAGGCGCUGAAGGAGCCGGAGAGGGACAGGAAGAAGGUGAAGAACAUUAAGCACAACGGGAACAUUUCGUUCGAUGACGUGAUUGAGAUCGCGAGGAUCAUGAGGCCGAGGUCUAUCGCUAAGGAGCUGAGUGGGACCGUGAGGGAGAUUCUUGGGACUUGUGUGUCCGUUGGGUGUACUGUCGAUGGGAAAGAUCCCAAGGAUAUUCAGCAGGAGAUUCAAGAGGGUGAGGUUGAGAUUCCUGAGAAUUAAUUAAAAAAAAAAGGGAAUUUGAGAUAAAAGUGUUUUGUUCGGUUAUUUCCCUUUUGAGGUUUUAGCUUUUAUGUUUCGGUUAAGAACAAGAACAAGUCUGUUUUGGUUUGUUAUUUUGCCGCUUUUAUUUAAUUUUAUGCUAUGCUUUGCUACU
Brassica oleracea var. oleracea is the source of this 741-nucleotide messenger RNA. RefSeq names its product 60S ribosomal protein L12-2-like. The transcript has a single exon. Gene Ontology annotation, molecular function: large ribosomal subunit rRNA binding; structural constituent of ribosome. NCBI's taxonomy places the organism in Eukaryota, Viridiplantae, Streptophyta, Magnoliopsida, Brassicales, Brassicaceae. Gene Ontology annotation, cellular component: ribosome; cytosolic large ribosomal subunit. The record is from RefSeq and is a predicted model, not a curated record. The coding region runs from base 87 to 587 and encodes 166 amino acids. Gene Ontology annotation, biological process: translation.